AUGGGACGACAGGGUGUCUAUAUUGUUUCUGGUGUCGGCCAUUUUAUCGAGUUUCAUAAAGCCGAGGACGACGGGGCUCUGCCGCCGCACGUCUCGCGCCAAAACUUGGUGAAGAUUUUUGAUGAUGGGUGCGAGGUCAGGCAGAUUCUUGCAGUCGGCAAGAAAUCCGACCCGAUAUUGGUCGUCGUCUCUCGUCAUUUGAAGUAUGUCGUGCUUCGUAAACUGCAGCUGUUUAUUGACAAUCUAGGAGGUGGCCAUCCAGUAAUUCCGUGCACGGAAGUUGUCGAUUGGGUGCCGGCUUUGGCGGGAUACUAUGAUCCACCAGUCAAUGCACGCUUUGAAAUUGCUGGUGAUCAGCUGCUGCUCAGCGGCCCCGCGACCUUCCGCAUCAAAAAAUUUCUUGACGCUACGCCGCCCCAACAGUCCACGCCGAAAAACUUUCCCUGGAAGCCGGACCAGUUACUGCUCGCCACAACGGAGACCCUUGUAUAUAUCAAUGUGGAAAACGGAAAGAUGUGCGAAGCAAAAAUCUACGAUGCGGAGGGCGAUGCUCGGACACCGAAUCGUCAUCUCAGCUACGCCACCGGAAAUGAUUCGCUUAACGCAGGAUACUACGUCAGUGUAAAUGAUACCGUCUUACAUUACGUCGUAAAAUCUGAUAAAUUAACUCUGGCGCGGAUGCUGACACCAGCGGUCGGGCGCAUCCACUCCAUGGAGUGUCGAUCACACAUUGCUAAGCCAAUUGGCGGGACUUAUGGUGGAUUGGGCUUGAUAAAGCCAAGCAAACAUCGUGUUGACGAUAUGUUUGGAUAUGAGCUGGUGAAUCCGGCAAAAGCAAAAUUUGAUUUACUGGUCCAAGACCUCCCGCACCCGUGCCCGUUCACCGGCUUUAUGGAAGGUGCCGACACAUUUGUCGCCGUUGUGAGAGUGCUGCAUAUCGGGGCGCUACUCCCAAAACUGGUGCCAGACAAUGAAUUACCCUACAGCUUAGAGCCCAUAGAUGAUCCCGCUAUAGUUUACGAACCCGGUUGGACGUAUAGCAUGCCGGCCGUGCACUAUUUCGACGAGGUGAAACCGGUUGCCGGCCUGCCGAACAUUUCCCCUCAUCAAACCCAUGAGGCUCUCUACAAGUACCCAUCAAUCUUCGCCAGACGACACGACGUCUCUGGAUAUGUAUUAAAGCAUUGGGACCUGAUCCCGAAUCAAGCCCUUGAAACGCAAAUCCGCCUCCCCACAACCACCAUCGUAAAACGAAAACAUGAGAAUGACCACGUGGUCCGAUUGAUAAAGGCCGGAACUCGAACCACGGAAACUGUACAGUGCGUCCUGGUUGCUUGGGGCCAUGGCAUUUUCUGUUGGGAACUUGGUGGAAAGAAAAAGGUCGAUUUCAUACGAACGCUGACAUUCUGCGGCCGCGAAACGAGCCAUAGUAGACACUCCAAUGUCGUGGAUUUAUGUUACAACCCUCUUAACCAGGUGCUGACGCUAUUGCUUGAAACUCUGGUGAAUGCUGGCCACCACACAUUUGCCAUGGAAUACUACGACGGCGCUUUCAUUAAGCCAUAUAUUGUGCCAGUCAAUGGUAGACCUGCAAUAAGGACGCUGCUCGUGCUCGUCUCGAGCGAAGGCUUCGAAUGGCUAGAUCUCCAUAUUCAUGGCUCCCACUACCGAGGGAACUACUUUCCCGCAGUUGAUGUCACCGCCAGAGUUACAUUUGACCGCGUGGCUUGCUGGUGCGAAAAACUUCAGCAAGACGGACAAACGGAUUACUAUCACGGCGUCCUCAUCUUCGCGUUCGAAAAAGGAGAGUUCAGCAUCAAGAACAUGCACGAUAACAAAAUAUCUUUGCCCGGCAAUCACAAGCAUGCUAGAACCCAGAUCCAAUUUGAUUGUGGGAUACUACCGGCACUGGGAAUUUUCCAGGAAUGCCGAGAUCCGGUGACCAACGAGCGGCAACAGUUCGCUGCAUGGUGGGACUUAUCUGACGAUGGCCGGUCGUCGUUCGGGAAAGCUAGCUGGGUCUGCCCACUUCCCUCUGGGUCAGCUGCCAGAGAUGUCAACGCUCAUUUCCUCUAUCAACGUCCAGCUGAAUACUGUUGGGUGUCACUGCGAAAUCAUUACGCUUUUCGA
Molecule: messenger RNA, 2130 nt
Organism: Mesorhabditis spiculigera
Lineage: Eukaryota; Metazoa; Nematoda; Chromadorea; Rhabditida; Rhabditidae
Source: the annotation of a GenBank genome assembly